UCAUGACGUUAGCUCCGGUUGCCGUGCUGAGUCGGAAGUGGGAACCGUUCGGCCGCUGAGAUUCUGUCGUGUCGUCGCUGCUGGCCCUCAGGCUCUGCCGCUCCCCCUAGGUCUGGAUGGAGGAUACUUUAAAGUGAAAUGACAGACCAGGAGAAUAACAACAACAUCUCAAGUAACCCCUUUGCUGCUCUUUUUGGCUCCCUGGCUGAUGCCAAGCAGUUUGCAGCAGUCCAAAAAGAGCAGCUGAAGCAGCAAUCUGAUGAACUCCCAGCCAGCCCAGAUGACUCAGAUAAUAGUGUGUCAGAGAGCCUGGAUGAAUUUGAUUACUCUGUGGCUGAGAUUAGCCGCUCAUUCCGUUCACAGCAGGAAAUAUGUGAGCAACUCAACAUCAAUCACAUGAUCCAAAGGAUCUUCCUCAUCACUCUGGACAACAGUGACCCAAGCCUGAAAAGUGGGAAUGGCAUCCCCAGCCGUUGUGUGUAUUUGGAAGAAAUGGCAGUAGACCUGGAAGAUCAAGACUGGCUUGAUAUGAACAACGUAGAGCAGGCCGUCUUCACUCGCUUAUUACUUCAAGAUCCAGGCAACCACUUGAUUAACAUGACCUCUUCUACAACGUUGAAUCUCUCUGCUGAUCGAGACGCAGGGGAGAGGCACAUUUUUUGUUACCUUUAUUCCUGUUUCCAAAGAGCCAAGGAAGAGAUUACCAAAGUUCCAGAGAACCUGCUACCCUUUGCUGUGCAGUGCAGGAACCUCACUGUGUCCAAUACCCGAACAGUUCUCCUCACCCCAGAGAUCUAUGUUGACCAGAACAUCCAUGAGCAACUGGUAGAUUUGAUGUUGGAAGCCAUCCUAGGAGGCCAUUUUGAAGGUGUAACUGAGUUUCUGGAUGAGGUCAUCGAAGCCUUGAUACUGGAUGAGGAAGUUCGAACAUUUCCAGAAGUCAUGAUUCCAGUGUUUGAUAUUUUAUUGGGCCGAAUAAAAGAUCUAGAACUCUGCCAGAUCCUGUUGUACGCAUAUCUGGACAUUCUUCUGUAUUUCAGUAGGCAAAAGGAUAUGGCAAAGGUUUUUGUAGAAUACAUUCAGCCCAAGGAUCCUAGUAAUGGGCAGAUGUACCAGAAGACCUUGCUGGGAGUAAUCCUGAAUAUCUCCUGCUUAUUAAAGACUCCGGGUGUAGUAGAAAAUCAUGGCUACUUCCUGAAUCCAUCUCGUUCCAGUCCCCAGGAGAUCAAAGUACAAGAGGCCAACAUUCAUCAGUUCAUGGCUCGGUUCCAUGAAAAGAUCUACCAGAUGUUGAAGAACUUACUCCAGCUCUCUCCAGAAACCAAACACUGUAUCUUGUCCUGGCUUGGAAACUGUUUGCAUGCAAAUGCAGGCCGCACCAAGAUUUGGGCCAAUCAGAUGCCAGAAAUCUUCUUCCAAAUGUAUGCCUCGGAUGCCUUCUUUCUAAAUCUGGGUGCUGCUCUCCUGAAGUUAUGCCAGCCAUUUUGCAAACCCAGAUCCUCUCGGCUCCUCACCUUUAAUCCCACUUACUGUGCCCUGAAGGAAUUGAAUGAUGAAGAACGAAAAAUUAAAAAUGUACACAUGAGAGGUUUGGACAAAGAAACCUGUUUGAUCCCAGCUGUGCGGGAGCCAAAGUUUCCCCAGAACUACAACCUUGUAACAGAAAACCUUGUCCUGACAGAGUACACCUUGUACUUGGGAUUUCACAGGUUGCAUGAUCAGAUGGUAAAAAUCAACCAAAAUCUGCAUCGGCUGCAGGUAGCCUGGCGGGAUGCUCAGCAAAGUUCUAGCCCUGCUGCUGACAACCUCCGUGAGCAGUUUGAACGACUGAUGACCAUCUAUCUUUCUACUAAGACUGCCAUGACUGAGCCGCAAAUGCUGCAAAACUGCCUAAAUUUGCAGGUGUCCAUGGCUGUUCUCCUAGUUCAACUGGCCAUAGGCAAUGAGGGCUCACAGCUGAUAGAGCUAACUUUUCCUUUGCCAGAUGGCUACAGUUCUUUGGCUUACGUGCCAGAAUUUUUUGCAGAUAACUUGGGUGAUUUCCUCAUUUUUCUCCGCCGCUUUGCCGAUGACAUCUUGGAGACAUCAGCAGAUUCCCUGGAACAUGUCCUUCAUUUUAUCACCAUUUUCACUGGAAGCAUAGAAAGGAUGAAGAAUCCCCACCUAAGGGCCAAACUCGCUGAGGUGUUGGAAGCAGUGAUGCCCCACAUGGAUCAGACCCCAAAUCCCUUGGUAUCCAGUGUGUUCCACCGGAAACGUGUGUUCUGCAACUUUCCCUAUGCAUCCCACCUUGCAGAAGCUCUAAUCAAGGUCUUUGUGGACAUUGAGUUUACAGGAGACCCCCAUCAGUUUGAGCAGAAGUUUAAUUACCGCCGCCCCAUGUAUCCCAUCCUCAGGUACAUGUGGGGAACAGAUACCUAUCGAGAGAGCAUUAAGGAUUUGGCUGACUAUGCCUCUAAGAAUUUAGAAGCCAUGAAUCCCCCACUUUUCCUCCGCUUUCUUAACCUGCUAAUGAACGAUGCCAUCUUCCUUUUGGAUGAAGCCAUACAGUAUUUGAGCAAGAUAAAAAUUCAACAAAUUGAGAAGGACCAAGGUGAAUGGGACAGUCUGACUCCAGAAGCCCGCCGAGAGAAGGAGGCUGGCCUACAGAUGUUUGGACAGCUGGCACGUUUCCAUAACAUCAUGUCCAAUGAAACAAUUGGUACCCUUGCCUUUCUGACAUCAGAGAUCAAAUCCCUCUUUGUGCAUCCUUUCCUGGCUGAGCGCAUCAUCUCCAUGCUGAACUACUUCCUGCAGCACCUGGUUGGCCCCAAGAUGGGGGCCUUAAAAGUCAAGGACUUCAGUGAAUUUGACUUCAAACCCCAGCAGCUCGUUUCAGAUAUCUGCACCAUCUACCUAAAUCUUGGGGAUGAGGAGAAUUUCUGUGCCACUGUGCCCAAGGAUGGACGUUCCUAUUCCCCAACUCUCUUUGCACAGACAGUCCGAGUCCUGAAGAAAAUAAAUAAGCCUGGGAAUAUGAUUGUGGCUUUCAGCAACUUAGCAGAGAGAAUCAAGUCUCUAGCAGACCUCCAACAACAGGAAGAGGAGACCUAUGCAGAUGCCUGUGAUGAGUUUCUGGAUCCCAUCAUGAGCACACUGAUGUCUGACCCUGUGGUGCUGCCGUCUUCCAGAGUCACUGUGGAUAGAUCCACCAUUGCCAGACAUUUGCUCAGUGACCAAACAGAUCCCUUUAACCGUAGUCCCCUCACCAUGGACCAGAUCCGGCCAAAUACAGAACUAAAAGAAAAAAUCCAACGGUGGCUUGCAGAAAGGAAACAACAACAAAAGGAGCACCCUGAAUAAAUACUGUGACCUAAACAAACCAAAAACCAACCCCAGAGUGUAGAUAAACAAUUGUUUGUGGUUUCUCUCU
Messenger RNA from Kogia breviceps (pygmy sperm whale), 3412 nucleotides. RefSeq names its product ubiquitination factor E4A (gene UBE4A). The record is from RefSeq and is a predicted model, not a curated record. Gene Ontology annotation, biological process: protein polyubiquitination. Gene Ontology annotation, molecular function: ubiquitin-ubiquitin ligase activity. Gene Ontology annotation, cellular component: nucleus; ubiquitin ligase complex; cytoplasm. Lineage: Eukaryota; Metazoa; Chordata; Mammalia; Artiodactyla; Physeteridae.